Messenger RNA from Sorghum bicolor (sorghum), 1259 nucleotides. RefSeq names its product histone chaperone ASF1B. Gene Ontology annotation, cellular component: nucleus. The transcript is spliced from 3 exons. The coding region runs from base 295 to 876 and encodes 193 amino acids. Gene Ontology annotation, molecular function: histone binding. Gene Ontology annotation, biological process: DNA replication-dependent chromatin assembly. Lineage: Eukaryota; Viridiplantae; Streptophyta; Magnoliopsida; Poales; Poaceae. The record is from RefSeq and is a predicted model, not a curated record.
AGUUUCGACAGCGGUUGGGCGAUUGGGUCGUCGUCCCCCUCUACUAGCUUCCCCACCUCUCCUCUCCACUCCAAGCCUUGGGCUCCGGUCCGUCUCCCGCCAACCCAAUUUCGCUUCCCGCCGCUCCCCAUCACAUCCCACUCCCACCCCAUUAAACCCGCCCGAAAGGCCGCGCCCUCGAGAAGUUGGCGAACCCCUGGCCAGAAAUCCGAUCCCCAGCCGCCGCGGCUCGCGCUCUCGUCUUUUCCCCUCUGCUCGAGCACGCGCGGCUACUCCCGGCGUCAGGCGGCGGCGAUGAGCGCGGUGAACAUCACCAACGUGGCGGUGCUGGACAACCCCACCGCCUUCCUCAACCCCUUCCAGUUCGAGAUCUCCUACGAGUGCCUCGUGCCCCUCGACGACGAUCUGGAGUGGAAGCUUAUAUAUGUUGGAUCAGCUGAAGAUGAAAACUACGACCAACAGCUUGAGAGCGUGCUUGUUGGCCCUGUCAAUGUUGGGACCUACCGUUUCGUCCUCCAGGCUGACCCACCGGAUCCCUCAAAGAUCCGUGAGGAAGACAUAAUUGGUGUGACUGUGCUGCUACUGACGUGCUCUUACAUGGGCCAGGAGUUCAUGAGAGUAGGUUACUACGUGAACAAUGAUUAUGAUGAUGAGCAAUUGAGGGAAGAGCCUCCAGCAAAGGUGCUAAUUGACCGGGUGCAGAGAAAUAUCUUGGCUGACAAGCCCCGAGUCACCAAGUUCCCUAUCAACUUCCAUCCUGAACCCAGUACUGGCACGGGACAGCAGCAGCAGGAACCCCAGGCAGCCUCGCCAGAAAACCACACAGGCAAUGGCCAUGGCAAUGGCGAUGGAAGCAAGCCUGAAGCUGACCAAUGAACACAGUUGGCUUCAAAUAUUUUGAUGCGCGCCACUUACAGGUUGUGCUGUAAUAUUACAAACGGGAUUAGUGGUUAUGCAUUGCCCUGGGAUCCUGGUUCUAGCACAUGGUGGUUGUUUAGAACUCUUUGUUCUGUACCUUGAGAUGCAAAUGCUGGGUACCUGUAUGUUUCCUUAGUACAAGAGUAUUUCAGCCUGUUCUCCUGCAAUUGCUGUAUGCUUCUUUAGAGUUUAGAGUAGUGUUUUACCUCAAAACUACUCAUUGGCUAGUCUUGGUUACCAGCUUUGGUCUUCGCAGUAUAGCUUCUAACUGGAAUCCUUUUGUUCACUUAACGCAAAUGGUGAAAUGAAAUGAUUUGUGAUUGUAAUCUAUUAUGCUUUGU